UUCUUGUUUUUUAAUGUGAAAGCUAUAUUUUUUUUUGGGAGGGGGGGGAGCUGUAAAAAAUGUAAAAAUAAAUUGACAUUUUCUGUCUUGGACAUAUUUUGUACACACGUUAUGGUUAAAACUACAAGCGUGAGAGAUUAUAUUAUAACCACCAUUCAUCUCCUUUUUUGUUUUUUUUAAUCAAAUUUCAAAGGUAUUUUAUUUUGUACUCGAAAUAUUUUAUUCCGAAUCUUCUGUUUUUUAUCCCGCAAUUGGUGUUGAUGUAAAUUAGAGUUUAAUUGAAAAAACAACAACUUCAAACUGUCACAGUGUCACGGAACGUGUUCCCAAAAGACUUGUCAUUAUAUGACACCUAUAGUUCAAUGUGCUGCUAAAAUCACAUACAAACAUCUUCGCGCGAAGAAUUACAAGUUCAUAAACACAACACUCUCCGAAUUUUGAUAUAUUUUAUCAACGUUUUAUGUUAUUCGAAUUGAGGGACAGAAUUAAGAGCACAGCUUUCAGUACUUCGUCACACUUGUCUCAGCGGAUGUGGUGUUGAUUUUCAUCGCCAUAAAUCGCAAUAAAUUAACUGACUUAACAAGAAGAAUACAGAAAAGUAAAAACCUUCGGUGUAACUAGAUCGACAAGAUGAAGAGUGCAGCGAUCUUAACCUUAUGUUUUUCAAUUACAUGCGUUCAAUCACAGGUGUUGGAACAAUGUAGAGUUGCUGCUUACCCUGGCAAAGCAAACGACGUGAUACCAACAGAAAUUCUAAAUUUGGAUUUACCACCAUUAGAAAGAUGGACAAAUAUUGUAACACCUAGAAAGGGAAAGAUUUUGCAUUUUGUGAAUUAUGUGAAGCAUCUCCUGCCGUUUGGUGUUUUUAAAUACUUAUCAGAAGCAUUGGCAAGUGGAAUUGAUAAAAUUCCUUACCCAUACAAUGAUGAGAUUAUUGGGAUUGCAAAAGCUCUGGAUCUUCCUUUGGGAGAUAUAUUGGCUUGUAACAUUUUUUACGAAUUAGAGAAGAUGUGUACUUCAAUAAUCUUGAGAGAUCCGGAAGGUUAUGUGUAUCAUGCUAGGAAUAUGGACCUUGGUGCUUGGAUGGGUUGGGAUACAAAAAACAACACUUGGAAAUUAGCAGAACUUCUUCGUCCAAUCACUGUUAACGUGGAAUUCCAGUCUAAAGGACAGACGCUAUAUAAAACAGUCCAAUUUGCGGGCACUGUUGGAGUAUUCACUGGUGUGAAGUCUGGAAAAUUUUCAUUCAGUUUGAACUCGAGGAGCGCUGAACAUUUUUUCGGUGGACCAAUGAGUGUCGUGGAAUGGUUGUUAGUUCCGCGCUCAAAAUAUCAAUUUGCAAGCUUAUGGGCUCGAGAGGUUUUUGACAAGGCGGAGAGUUAUCAUGAAGCAAAGACAAUGUUAAGCACUCAACCUAUUUGGGCACCAGUCUACUACAUCCUUGCCGGGGUAAAUCGAAAUGAAGGGAUUGUUAUAACGCGAUCAAAAACUUCGAGCACGCAUCCAAUGAUUUUAAACGAAAAAAUGUGGUAUCUUGUUCAAACGAAUUAUGAUAACUGGAAAAACCCGCCAUUUUACGACAACCGAAGAAAGCCUGCUAAAAUGUGUUUAAAACAACUGAGAAAUGCUUCCAAUAAAUUGAGAGAAAAUUCGUUGCAGAUACUGUUCAAUAUUUUGUCGACCGUCCCAGUAGAAAACAAGGCAACUAUUUAUACAGCUCUCAUGUCACCACGGAAUGGCCAUCUUGAAAGUUAUAAAAGAAGUUGUAAAGGCAUUUGUUAUCCUUGGUAACACGUGAUAUGGUUAUUAACCAAUGAAAUUUACCCGAACAACUUUAAAACGACAAUCAUUUUUUGUAUAUUUGUAUAAAAAUAUAUAUAUAUAUAUAUCAAAAAAAUCCAGCUGCGACGAAUAUUGA
This is a messenger RNA of Hydractinia symbiolongicarpus, 1918 nucleotides long. RefSeq names its product acid ceramidase-like. NCBI's taxonomy places the organism in Eukaryota, Metazoa, Cnidaria, Hydrozoa, Anthoathecata, Hydractiniidae. Gene Ontology annotation, cellular component: lysosome. Gene Ontology annotation, molecular function: N-acylsphingosine amidohydrolase activity; fatty acid amide hydrolase activity. The transcript is spliced from 17 exons. The record is from RefSeq and is a predicted model, not a curated record. The coding region runs from base 631 to 1791 and encodes 386 amino acids. Gene Ontology annotation, biological process: fatty acid metabolic process.